Selaginella moellendorffii is the source of this 3337-nucleotide messenger RNA. RefSeq names its product E3 ubiquitin-protein ligase UPL5. Gene Ontology annotation, biological process: positive regulation of protein catabolic process; proteasome-mediated ubiquitin-dependent protein catabolic process; protein polyubiquitination. The coding region runs from base 208 to 3246 and encodes 1012 amino acids. The record is from RefSeq and is a predicted model, not a curated record. NCBI's taxonomy places the organism in Eukaryota, Viridiplantae, Streptophyta, Lycopodiopsida, Selaginellales, Selaginellaceae. The transcript has 3 exons. Gene Ontology annotation, molecular function: ubiquitin-protein transferase activity; protein binding.
UGUGUGUUGGUUUUUGUGCGCGAGGUCUCGAUCUAGCCCUCGGCGGUGGAGCGGCGAUCGCUACUGCCGAUAAUCCGCGCCAUGGCGAGGGCGGCAUCGCCGUGAGUGGCGCUGGAUCUGCGCGUAGCGAUCGCUGUUAGGGUUCUUGCGAUCGCGCGAUCGCGGGGGGUGCGCGAUCGUCCCAGAUCAUGGCCUAGGUCAAAUUAGAUGGUUCUGACGGGCCUGGUGCAGUCGCUACAGAGGCUCUUCAGGAACAUCCGCGACGCGACCAUGGUUUCUUGCGGGCCUUUCAGGGAUCCAACCAUGGCGGCGGCGCCAACGAGCAUGGAGGUGAGUUGCUCCUCUGAUGAAUCUUCCAGUAGGGUAGCGGCGGCCGCGGCAGCCGCGGCGGCGAUUCUCACUGCCGAUAGGGCACAGGAGAGCUUCAUGGCGGCAGCUCGGAUUCCCCCGCCAAGGAAUCCAUCCAGCAAAAGGAAGCUGGAGGAGUUGGACAUCAGUUCCAUCGAGUUCUCUGCUCGUCCCAGGAGGGAGGAGCCACAGGACGCCGAGUCGAGUGGGAGGCAGCGAAGAACAGACGAUCAAGAGGGUGGUGCUAGAGAAGAUGGUGGCUUUUUAGAGGAGUCUAGCAGCAGUAGUAGUAGCAGCAAAGGAUUUGGAAAGGAAGGAGAGGGAGGAGAUGGUGGUAUUGAUCCAGGUCCUAGCACCGAUGGAGACAAAGCUGAGACUGUGGCUAUGGAGGUGGACAGGGGCGUUUCGUGCUCGAGUUCCUCGUCACAUCUCCAGUUCUUUGUCAAGACGUACAUUGAUGGCAAGACGAUUGUUCUUCACGCGACAGCGUCGGACACGAUCGAGUCGGUCCACCAGCAGAUCCUUGUCCGGACAGGCCUGCCUCUUCUCGAGCAAAGGCUGAUUUUUGGUGGCCGCCAGCUCCAGCACGAUCAGUCACUGGAGACUUGUCAUGUCACCAACGAUGCGACGCUCCAUCUCGUGGCGCGGAUGCGCAGCACGGCGCUUCCUCACUCUUGGCAGCUUAUCAACGACUUGGUGGCGACGAUCCGGAAGAUGUAUGGCUUGUCCGGGGACGAAGUUAGCAGGCUAGGAUCAAAGUUGACGCAGUGCCAGGAUAGCGUGAGAACGGGGGUCCAGGAGUUUUUGAAGAUGACAUCCAAGUCAGUACCGGUGCUAGAACACAUGCAGGUGUUUCAGCUGUCUGGAGCAACGUCCGCUCUCGUCAUGCUGCUCCUCUCGCCGGUGGAGUCCAACAGGGUCUGCGCCGAGGAGUCUAUCAAGUUCUUCCUGACUGGCAACGAUGACUACUUGCCGGUUCACUUGCAUUGCCACUCGGCGCCGGUUCUUCUCGACUUUUGCAAGCUCCUGUCAAAGAGUGCUCCAAGCCACCCACUGUAUCGCUCGUGCCGGAGUGCGCUGGCCCGGCUGCUGGAUGGCAGUGAUGCCGGUCACGGCAAUCCGUUUUUCCAUGAGGUGAAGGCCGAGACCAUUGUGAGUGACUUUUCCCCGUUUGCUAACGAACUGGCCGAGAGCUUGUUAACUCGUCUACAGGACUAUCGUAGCUUUCCAGGCCAAGAGUUCUCGUCGUAUAUCAAAGAGGCCAAGGACUUCACCGCUUUCAUCACGCACAUCUGCAAGUCGAUGGCAGUGUGCAAGGUGGUCGACUCGGAAGAUCCGGGAAAUAGUUCCAUGGAUUACUUGGAGUUGAGACUGGGAUGCAGUGAUGAGACAACUCAGGCACAGGCACAGGCACAGCAAGUGGGAACAGCGGGGUGGCUGGAUAGUAUUUUCCAUAGGCUGCUGGUGGAGCUGGACAAGUGCUUGGUCACGGUACUCUGGCAGCACGAAAAGUUUCAAGAGGGAGGGCCGAGAAGCACACAAGGGGUUGAGGAGAGGCCGUUUGCUCGUGCUCCAUUCUUGUUCGUGCUCAAGGGGCUCCAUGCCGUGGCGAAACUCUCCGAUAUCUCGUCGAUGAAGCUCUUGUCGCUGCUGCGAAGCCAACGCUUGGCCUUGAAUGUGCUGGUUAGUCAGUCACGCUGGCAAGAUCACGACUUUUGGCUGCUUGAGUACAAGCGCUUUUUAGAGUUUGACUCGAAGAAGCGGCUCGUCAUGGCUAUGCUACCGGAGCCGCAGGACGACCACGAGGAACGCCAGGAGAUUGUUAUCCAGCGUUCGCAGCUCCUGACGGAGUCACUCGAGCAACUGGUUUACGUGGAAGCGGAGAACAUACAGGGUGGCCUUUCGGUGGAGUUUUCGUCAGAGGAAGCGACAGGGCCGGGUGUUUUGAGAGAGUGGUUCUUCAUGGUUUGCAAGGAGAUCUUCAAUCCUCAGUUUGCGUUGUUUCUGCCGUGUCCCAACGACAGAAGAAGAUUCUAUCCAAAUCCAGCUUCCGGAGUCAAUCCUGGACAUCUCACGUACUUCAAAUUCUGUGGACGAGUUAUAGCGCUGGCUAUGAUGCACAGAGUCCAGGUAGACGUCACCUUUGCUCUCUUCUUCUUCAAGCAGCUGGCUGGCCUUCCCAUAACCUGGGAAGACUCGAGAGACGCGGACCCGGCACUGUACGCGAGCUGCAAAAACAUCCUAGAAAUGGACCCGGACAGCAUCGACUCGGACACGCUGGGCCUCACGUUCGUAACCGAGAUGGAACUCCUGGGAUCACGAAAGGUGCUGGAGCUUUGUCCCGGCGGGAAGGAUAUGGCAGUCACCAGCACGAACCGGCGUCACUUUGUGGAUCUCAUGGUCCAGAGGCGUCUCGUGGCCGCAGUCGCAGACCAAGUCAAGUGGUUCUCUCAAGGCUUCUCCGACUUGCUGUCCAACACCUCCAUCCACCAGUUUCUUCGCCCGCUGGAUCUCGAGGAUCUGGACCUGAUGCUCUACGGCAAAGAUCGCGAGAUCUCUGUGGAAGACUGGAAGCAGCACACCGAGUACCACGAUUACACCGCCUCGGACGAGCAAGCUCGAUGGUUUUGGGAGGUGGUAGAAGAGAUGUCCCCCGAGAGACGGAGAAAGCUGCUGUUCUUCGCAACGUCGGUGACGCAUUUACCGCCGGAGGGAUUCGCAGGCUUGACGUCGAAGUUCCACAUCCACAAGUCGCUCACCAACGUGACUUGGUUGCCGACGGCUCACACUUGCUUCUACCAGUUGAUACUGCCGCCUUACUCGAGCUUUGACGUGAUGCACAGAAGCCUCUACGCGAUCACGGCCGAUCACAUUGCGGAAGGCUUUGGAUUUGCUUGAUGAUCAGGGUCUCGUUUUUUUUUUUCCUCUCUCUCUCUCUCUCUCUUUCUCAAUAAGCGAAGGUGAAAAUAAGAUCGUUUCCUUCUUCGCU